Messenger RNA from Otolemur garnettii (small-eared galago), 3834 nucleotides. It is a transcript of the gene MYO3B, whose product is annotated as myosin IIIB. The transcript is spliced from 33 exons. The record is from RefSeq and is a predicted model, not a curated record. Gene Ontology annotation, biological process: protein phosphorylation. Gene Ontology annotation, cellular component: myosin complex. Lineage: Eukaryota; Metazoa; Chordata; Mammalia; Primates; Galagidae. Gene Ontology annotation, molecular function: protein binding; ATP binding; protein kinase activity. The coding region runs from base 1 to 3834 and encodes 1277 amino acids.
AUGGAUGAAGAAAUUGAGGCAGAAUACAACAUUUUGCAAUUCCUUCCUAAUCACCCCAACGUUGUCAAGUUUUACGGGAUGUUUUACAAAGCGGAUCACUGUGUGGGGGGACAGCUAUGGCUGGUCCUGGAGCUGUGUAAUGGAGGCUCUGUCACCGAGCUUGUCAAAGGUCUACUCAGGUGCGGCCAGCGGUUGGAUGAAGCAAUGAUCUCAUACAUCUUAUAUGGGGCCCUCUUGGGCCUUCAGCAUUUGCACAACAACCGAAUCAUCCACCGUGAUGUGAAAGGGAAUAACAUUCUUCUGACAACAGAAGGAGGAGUUAAGCUCGUUGACUUUGGUGUUUCGGCUCAACUCACGAGUACACGUCUACGGAGAAACACAUCAGUGGGUACCCCAUUCUGGAUGGCCCCCGAGGUCAUUGCCUGUGAGCAGCAGUAUGACUCUUCCUAUGACGCUCGCUGUGACGUCUGGUCCUUGGGGAUCACAGCUAUUGAACUGGGAGAUGGAGACCCUCCCCUCUUUGACAUGCAUCCUGUGAAAACACUCUUUAAGAUUCCCAGAAAUCCUCCGCCUACUUUACUUCAUCCAGAAAAAUGGUGUGAGGAAUUCAACCACUUUAUUUCACAGUGUCUUAUUAAAGAUUUUGAAAAGCGGCCUUCUGUCACAAGUCUCCUUGACCACCCAUUUAUUAAAGGAGCCCACGGAAAGGUUUUGUUUCUACAAAAACAGCUGGCCAAGGUCCUGCAAGACCAGAAGCAUCUACAUCCUGUUGCUAAAACCAGGCAUGAGAGGAUGCAUACCAGAAGACCCUACCGUGUGGAGGAUGCUGAAAAAUACUGCCUUGAGGAUGAUUUGGUCAAUCUAGAGGUUCUGGAUGAGGAUACAAUUAUUCAUCAGUUGCAGAAACGUUAUGCAGAUUUGCUGAUUUACACAUACGUUGGAGACAUCUUAAUCGCCUUAAACCCAUUCCAGAAUCUAAGCAUAUACUCUCCACAGUUUUCCAGACUUUAUCACGGGGUGAAACGUGCUUCAAAUCCCCCCCACAUAUUUGCAUGUGCAGAUGCUGCUUACCAGUGUAUGGUCACUUUCAGCAAAGACCAGUGCAUUGUCAUCAGUGGAGAAAGUGGCUCUGGGAAGACAGAAAGUGCCCACCUGAUUGUUCAGCAUUUGACUUUCUUGGGAAAGGCCAAUAAUCAGACUUUGAGAGAGAAAAUUCUACAAGUCAACUCCCUGGUGGAAGCCUUUGGGAAUGCAUGCACUGCCAUCAAUGACAACUCAAGCCGUUUUGGAAAAUAUCUGGAAAUGAUGUUUACACCAACUGGAGUUGUGAUGGGAGCGAGAAUCUCUGAAUAUCUACUUGAAAAAUCCAGAGUCGUAAAACAGGCAGAGGGAGAGAAAAACUUUCACAUAUUUUACUAUAUUUAUGCUGGUCUUUAUCACCAGAAGAAACUUUCUGACUUCAGACUUCCCGAGGAAAAGCCUCCGAGGUACAUAGCUGAUGAAACUGGAAGGGUGAUGCAUGACAUAACUUCCAAGGAGUCUUACAGAAGACAGUUUGAAGCGAUUCAGCAUUGCUUCAGAAUUAUAGGGUUCACUGACAAGGAGGUGCACUCUGUGUACAGAAUUUUGGCUGGGAUUUUGAAUAUUGGGAACAUUGAGUUUGCAGCUAUUUCUUCUCAACAUCAAACUGAUAAAAGUGAGGUACCCAAUGCUGAAGCUUUAGAAAAUGCUGCCUAUGUUCUCUGUAUCAGCCCGGAAGAGCUCCAGGAGGCCCUCACUUCCUACUGUGUGGUCACCCGGGGGGAGACCAUCGUCCGUGCCAACACCGUUGACAGGGCUGCGGAUGUCCGAGAUGCCAUGUCCAAAGCCCUGUAUGGGAGGCUCUUCAGCUGGAUUGUGAACAGAAUCGAUACACUCCUGAAGCCAGAAAAAAACAUAUGUCGUGCAGAGGAUGGAAUGAAUGUGGGUAUCUUGGAUAUCUUUGGAUUUGAGAAUUUUCAGAGAAAUUCCUUUGAGCAGCUGUGCAUCAACAUCGCCAAUGAACAGAUCCAGUACUAUUUCAACCAGCGGGUGUUUGCUCUGGAACAGAUGGAAUAUCAGAAUGAGGGCAUCAACGCUGUACUCGUCGAGUAUGAGGACAAUCGCCCGCUCCUGGACAUGCUCCUCCAGAAACCCCUGGGACUGCUUGCACUCUUGGAUGAGGAGAGUCGGUUUCCCCAAGCAACUGACCAGACCCUGGUUGAUAAAUUUGAAGAUAAUCUACGAUGCAAGUACUUCUGGAGGCCCAAAGGCGCGGAGCUGUGCUUUGGCAUUCAGCACUAUGCUGGAAAGGUAUUAUAUGAUGCUUCUGGAGUUCUUGAGAAAAACAGAGAUACUCUUCCUGCUGAUGUAGUUGUAGUCCUGAGAACAUCAGAGAACAAGCUUCUUCAGCAACUCUUCUCAAUCCCUUUGACCAAAACAGGUAAUUUGGCCCAGACAAGAGCCAGGAUAUCAGUGGCCUCAAGAUCUUUGCCUCCACAUUUCAGUUCUGGGAGAGCCAAGGUAGACACCCUGGAGGUGAUACGGCAUCCUGAGGAAACCACCAACAUGAAGAGGCAAACCAUGGCUUCUUACUUCCGGUAUUCUCUGAUGGAUCUGCUCUCCAAAAUGGUGGUUGGACAGCCCCACUUUGUGCGCUGCAUUAAACCCAACGACAACCGAGAGGCCCUGCAGUUUUCCCGAGAGAGAGUGCUGGCCCAGCUCCGCUCCACCGGGAUCCUGGAGACAGUCAGCAUCCGCAGACAGGGCUACUCCCACCGUAUCCUCUUCGAAGAGUUUGUGAAAAGGUAUUACUACUUGGCAUUCAGAGCACAUCAAACACCUCUUGCUAGCAAAGAGAGCUGUGUUGCUAUCUUGGAAAAGUCUGGAUUAGAUCACUGGGUGCUGGGAAAAACAAAGGUUUUUCUCAAAUAUUACCAUGUUGAGCAAUUAAAUUUGCUGCUUCAAGAAGUCAUCGGCAGAGUGGUCGUGCUGCAGGCAUACACCAAAGGCUGGCUUGCCGCUCGGAGAUACAAAAGAGCCCGAGAGAAGAGAGAGAAGGGGGCCGUCGCCAUCCAGUCAGCCUGGAGAGGAUAUGAUGCUCGGAGGAAAUUUAAGAAAAUAAGCCCCAGAAGGAGUGAGUCUGCUGCUCAGAUUCAAGCAGGGGAAAUUUCAGACCAAAGCAGUGAUCCACCUCCUGCUGUCAUGGUGGACAGGGGAAAUACCCAGGCUCAAGAUGGCAGCAAGCCUGCUGACCAUACAGUUCUGAAGGGCUCUGCAGAUCCUACGAGCCAUUCACAAGCAGAAUCCAAUGAUGGCCAUGAGGAGACUUCAAGCAACUCUUCUGCCAUCACUGAGAAAAAUGGGCAUUCACAAGCUCAGAGUUCUCCGAAAGGGUGUGGUAUCUUCACAGGACACGCAAAGAAGCAUUCAGUUUCUGGGACUGAUUCACUGUCUUCUCGGACAUGCCAUCCUGCUCCAGAGCGGCAAGGACAGGGUCCCUGGGGAGCCUCUGGAAAACCUGGUUUAGAAAAUGGUCUUGCACAGAAGCAGCGAACACCUCGCCGCCGAUGUCAGCAGCCCAAACUGUUGAGUAGCCCUGAGGACACCAUGUACUAUAACCAGUUAAAUGGAACUCUAGAAUAUCAAGGGAGCAAGAGGAAGCCAAGAAAACUUGGCCAAAUCAAAGUGCUUGAUGGGGAAGAUGAGUAUUACAAGUCUCUGUCACCUGUGGACUGUAUUCCUGAGGAGGACAACCCAGCCCACCCUUUCUUUUUUUCCUUAUCCUCCAAGGGGGACUCUUUUGCUCAACACUGA